AUGACUGACUUGGGAGGAAUGAAAUACUUCCUGGGAAUUGAGGUGCUGCAGCUUGAUAAUGGGAGUUUUAUUUGUCAAAGAAAGUAUGUGAAAGAGUUGCUAACAAAAUUCAGAAUGGAGGAAAGCAACUCUGUCUUAAAUCCUAUUGUCCCAGGGUCUAAAAUUCACAAAGAUGAAGAAGGUGUGAAGGUAAAUAUCACACUCUAUAAGCAGCUUGUGGGAAGCAUGAUGUACGUGACAGCCACUCGGCCAGAUGUAAUGUAUGCUAUUAGUCUGAUUAGCAGAUACAUGUUUAUGCCAACUGAACUUCACUUUGCAGCGGCCAAAAGAAUUUUAAGGUAUUUGAAAGGGACCAUUGAAUAUGGGCUCUUUUAUAGGCGAGGGGGAAAUAGAGAGCUAGUUGGAUUCACUGAUAGUGAUUACGCUGGAUGUGUGGAGGAUAGGAAAAGUACAUCAGGGUAUACCUUCAUUCUCAGUGAUGCAACAGUGGCAUGGUCCUCCAAGAAACAACCAAUUGUUACUCUAAGUACAACUGAAGCAAAAUUUGUGGCGGCAGCAACUUGCUCUUGUCAAUUAAUAUGGAUGAAAAGAGUGUUGGGAAAAAUUAGCUACGAAGGAAGCAAAAAGCCUGUUAUUUUCUGUGAUAACAACUCAACAAUCAAGCUAUCAAAAAAUCCAAUAAUGCACGGCAAAAGCAAACACAUCGAUGUAAGGUUCCUCUGUUAG
This is a messenger RNA of Vicia villosa (hairy vetch), 726 nucleotides long. Its product is annotated as secreted RxLR effector protein 161-like. Bases 1 to 726 code for a protein of 241 amino acids. NCBI's taxonomy places the organism in Eukaryota, Viridiplantae, Streptophyta, Magnoliopsida, Fabales, Fabaceae. The transcript has a single exon. The record is from RefSeq and is a predicted model, not a curated record.